CAUUGGUUUCUCCUUCUCCUGCUGUGGCCAUAUUUGUUGAUGUGUCAUAGCAUUUGAGUAGUUGAGCGAUCAGCUGGAUAAAUAGGGAGCUGUGGCCGUCAUUGCACGGACAUACAAGAUGACUCGUUGGCACCUGAUUUGAACUGUAAGAGGAGCAUGAAACAUCUGGCUCCGACUACAGCUGCGCAAAAAAUGGAAGGAUCGCAUGAUAAAUUAGCAACAGAAGAAAUACGCUCUGGAGACGAGUGUCAUCGUAGUACGGCAAAUGUCGAAGAGGAGGAAUUAAUCUUUGAAAACAGUGAUCAUGCCGUGAAGACUUGCAAUCAGGUGAAAGGUGAGAACCAGCUGGAAAGUGGAUUAAUCAAGACUGAAGAAGGAGCUCAGAUAAGCAGUCAGCACCAUCAUGAUGUGAGAGAGACAGCUGCUGAUGUUGAAGGUGAUGCUGGGAAAGUUUCCAGUGAAACUGAUAGACUUCCACUUAGUCUUUCAAAUGAAGCUGUUGCUGCCAGUCAGGAUGUGGCAGAAAGUCCUCCUGUUAUCAAAGGGACAACAAAGACCUUAUUGACUUUUGAUGCAACAGCUCAGCAUGACAAUGAGCCACUGUUGCAAUCACCUGCUGUCGACAGCAGUCCUUCACCCUCUUCUGUCCAAAGCACUUUCAAAAACUCCUCUACAGACUCCUCCACCUCUGGGAUCUCUAAUGGACCGUCCACUCCAAGCUCCGACACACUCAGCUUCUCGCCGGCCUCAAGCCCGCAGACCACCGCCAACGUCUCCAUCCUCUUACAAUCCUCGUCGAGUCCUUUUGACACUGACUGCAGCCGAAAGCUUAUUUCCCAGAUCCAGCGCUCGUUGUCGCAGGAGUCGCUGCUGGAUGAACUGGAGUCGGAGCUUUUAGCUUGCGGGUUGUCUGAAAGCGAAAGCAAAAGGAAAGGGAAAGGGAGCUCCCCUGUCAACGGACUCCCAGGAGAUCAGGAGGGCUGCAUGGACGUCUUUGAGAAGUGUGUGCAGUACAAGUACACUCAACAGGAGAAGGCUAUUCAGAGGUUGCUUGAGGAGAACAAGAGACACCAGGAACUGAUUCUGGGUAUCUGCUCAGAAAAAGACAACAUGAAGGAAGAGUUGAAGAAAAGAGCAGAAACAGAGAAGCAACACAUGAGCUCCAUUAAAAAGUUGGAGGGGCGGGUGGAGGAGCUUCUGAAAGAACUGAAGGAGUCGCGGGAGAAACUGAUCCACCAGGAGCAAUCGGCCAAAGCUGCUCUGCAGCAGCUGCAUAGGGAGACCACUCACAGGAUAGAACAGGUGAACAAGAAGUGUGAUGAGGCCCGACAGGAGAAGGAGGCCAUGGUGAUGAAAUACGUGCGGGGGGAGAAGGAGGCUCUGGACCUGAGGCGGGACAAGGAGAGUUUAGAGAAGAGGCUGAGGGAAGCGCUGAAGGAGGUGGACCGCCAAGCGCUGCGCGGGAACCAGCUGGCUCAGGAGAAGGGGCGGCUGCAGCAGCUGUAUGACGCCAAGGAGGGUGAGGUUGGCCGGCUGGCAAGAGAAGGGGAAAAGUUGAAAGAGGAGAUUAACUCUCAUCUGAUCAAAGUCAAAUGGGCCCAGAACAAAUUAAAGAGUGAAGCAGAUGCUCAUAAGGAAACAAAAGACAAGCUGAGAGAAACGACAUCCAAGUUGGCUCAGGCCAAAGAGGAGACAGAACAGAUCCGAAAGAAUUGCCAGGACAUGAUCCGAACAUACCAGGAAUCAGAAGAGCUCAGAUCCAACGAGUUGGACGCUAAACUGAAGGAAACUAAAGGAGAGUUGGAGAAACACAAGCAGGAGCAAACAGACCAGUUAGAGAUGCAUCGAGCAAAGGCUAAAGAGCUGGAGGACCUGAAGAAGAGUUACAAAGAAAGCAUAGAUGAGCUGGAAACACUCCGCACUAAGUUAAAGUGUCUGGAGGACGAGCGGCCGCGGUGGGAGGAUGAGCUGAGCAAAUACAGGGAGAUCAUAAACCGGCAGAAGGCUGAGAUCGGCCGGCAGAGAGAAAAACUGGAAGAGGUCACUGCACUUCAGGAGCAGCAUGAACGGGACAAACAGGAGAUCACCUCUCUCCAGGAGGAAGUGGAGAGCCUGACCAGUCAGAUGGCCGACCUCCAGCGCGAUGUUCAAGGCAGCAGGGAGCGUGAAGCCGAGCUGCUGGGCUUCACUGAGAAACUGAGCAGCAAGAACGCCCAGCUGCAGUCGGAGAGCAACGCACUGCAGUCUCAGCUGGAUCAGGUCAGCAGCAGCUUCACUGAGCUGCAAGAGAAGCUGAAGGAGACCAGCAGACUCCUGGAGGAUAAGUCGCGACAGCUGAAACAGGAAGAAGUGAUGAGGAGCCAGGAGGUGCAGGGCCUGCAGGACGAACGUGGGGCGCUGCAGGCAGAGGUGGCCCAGCUGAAGACCAGAGUGGAGGAGCUGAGGGACGAACUGGUGACCCAGAAACGGAAACAAGCUGCCAACAUCAAAGACCUCACAAAACAACUAACACAAGCCCGUAAAAGGCUGGAGCAGUUUGAGAAUGGCGGCUGCGACCGGGAUGCCAGCAGUAUGGGCAGUCGCUCCAGUUCCUCAGGUACUACUCUGAGAUUUGGUUCCUUAAACGCACGUCAAGGUGGGGGCAGCAGCGUUGAGGAGCGGUCGCCAGAGAGCCAGUCCGGUCCCUCCGUUAUGGUGGUGGACAGCUUCCCAGAGGUGGACAAGGCCGUCCUCGUGGACCGGAUUGUCCGUCUGCAAAAGGCGCUGGCGAGAAAGCAGGAAAAGAUUGAGUUUAUGGAGGAUCACAUUAAACAGCUGGUGGAAGAGAUCCGGAAAAAGACUAAGAUUAUCCAGAGCUACGUUCUAAGAGAGGAGUCAGGGGCCCUCUCAUCAGAGGCCUCGGAUAUUAACAAGGCCCACCUCAGCCGGCGGGGAGGCAUCAUGGCGUCGCUUUACACCUCCCACCCAGCGGACAGCGGCCUGACCCUGGACCUGUCUCUGGAGAUUAACAGGAAGCUGCAGGCAGUGCUGGAGGACACGCUGCUGAAGAACAUAACUCUGAAGGAGAAUCUGCAGACUCUGGGCUCUGAGAUUGAAAAACUGAUAAAGCAGCAGAAGAAUCCAGCAGACGGAGUCAGGAAGAAGUGAAAAUGAACUACUUGAGCAACUUCUACUUCUAUUCCCGACAAAUGAAGGAGCGUUGUAAGUGCCAGUGAGACAUGGGACCUCUUGAACCGUUUCUGUCUAUUUAGAGGAAAUGUCUGAGCUUACUUGAACCGUUGCUACUCCAUCCACAUUGUGUCACCUCUAUUUAUAGACUCUGACACGAGAACUUCUCUUCUGGCCCACAUUUUCUUCCCCAAAGCUUUGCCAAGAGAACUCUUCUGGCUCUUCGAACUUGAACUUCCUCGCGGCGUUGUUGUGAAUGUUGAGCUAAACCUCUGUGGAAGCUAAUUGCCAGUCAAACGAUUCAGGGUUCCUAUCCAUUUUGGAGAGAAAGUGUGAAAUCUGGUUUUAGUAUUUUGCCAGGUGUGAAUUAAUAUGGAAAGAGAAGAGCUGAAGAAAAAUAUUUAUUUUCAGACUUUAUUGCCUGGCCCGCUUUUAAAUGAUUUUCUCUCGUGACAUUUUUGCAUUGUGCCAUAAAAUUCUGUCUCUAUUCUGUCCUCUCCUUGUUCGUUUUUUAUUCUUUCUAUUCUGACUUUUGCCCUUCCUCUUACUUACUUCCAUUUUCUUCUAUUUUCUUUCAUGUAUCAUCCUUUCUUCUUUCUGCCUUUCUUCUUUCUGCCUUUCAUCCAACUUAUCUUCCCUUUCUUACUAUUUUUUUCCUUUCUUCCUUCCCCACGUCCUUCCUUCUUUACUUACUUCCUUCCCUGUGCCCUUCCUUUUUUAUUUACUUCCUUCAUUCUUCUUUUCUUCCUUCCCUGUGUCCUUCCUUCUUUACUACUUUCCUCUCUUUCUUCCUUCUUCCCUUACUGUCUUGUCCUAUUUUUUUCCUUUUGUGUCCUUCCCUAAUUACGCCUUUCCUCCCCUUCUUCCUCUCUAUUGUUUUCUCUUUCUUUCAUCCUUUCUUUGCAUCCUUCUUUGCUCCCCUGCCCAUCAAUCCUUUUUUCCUUCCUUUCUUCCCUGUGUCCUAUUUUUCUCCUUCCUACCUAUUUUUCUCUACUUUCUUCCUUCUGUGUCCUUCCUUCCUUCUUUCAUUAUUCCUUUCUUCUUUUCUUUCCUUGUGUUUUUUCUCACUUCCUUCACCUUCUUUGCAUCUUUCUUCACUUGGUUUCCUUCCUUGUAUCCUUUUUUUCGUCCCAUUAAACCCUUUAAUUGUAGAAAUGUCUGCCAUAAUAUAAACUUUAAUACUUUUAAAUUUGAAAAUGAAUCUAAAGAACCAAGACGACUGGAAGAGUAUGUAAUUAUUUCCAAAGACUUUUAGGAAUCCUGAACAUAACUAAACUGAAUCGGUCAUUGCCAGCAUCCCAUGAAGUCUAUCUACAAGUAAGCCAAAUAUGUUUUUGCUGACUCAUCUGAAGCAAAACAAAACAAAAGCAGAUAAAUUUUUAUUUUAGGAGAACCUCAAUUCUUCUGCUACAUUUUUCUUAUGUUGAUUUUUUUUUAUUGUUAUUAUUAUUAUUUUUUCCCCACCCUGCGCAGCACAUACAGCCAGUGGAGCAACGUAUCCUCUCAUCUGUGUGGCGCAGGUGGAAGCAUCUUUGCAAUGUUCCCCUGUAGCCGGCAGCAUAACACCACCGCCUGUUCAGCUGCAUUAAGCUGAAAUCGAUCUGUGAUUAAACUUAAAGUCCAAUGAAAGGUGAAAAUGUGCAGCUGGUCUUAAAUUCUCCCACAAUGAAUGUAUUUUUUCUUCUUCCUAAAAUGUAUCUGUUUUUUUUAUUUAAUUGCAGUUGUAGUUUUUAUUAUCCUCAUUACUUUUUUUGUUCUUAAGGGAAUGUUUGAGAAUUUUGAAGUGAGUUUAAUUAUGACUAAAAGGUUAUAAGUCAUAAUGCCGUCACUGUAGUUAGCCUCUCUGUGGCUAGGAAGAGAUGCUAACACUCCAGACAGCUUUGUACACUUACAACGCAAAUUAAAACUUGAACCCAAUAAAGUUUGAUUUGAUGUCAUUUCUAAAUUCAAGUUCUUAAGUAAAAUGAUUUUUUUUUUUUCCAUCCGCCAGUUAACCUGCCUGGAAACACUUGACAGGUUCCACUUAGUGUGCGUUUCACACAGGAAUGUAAUUUAUGGCGCACCGCGUCAAACUUCCAUUUCCUUUAUACAUAUUAAUAUCAGUUUCCACGUAAAAAAAAAACUAAUGAACACAUUCGACUAACGCUUUAGAAGCUGGGGGAAUGUAAAUCUCAUGAACCAGUCUGACAUUUUUCAGAUUGUGUUUGUUUUAAGAAGGUAGUUGUCCGCUUUUAUCACGGCCCCCCUCCGAAGCUAGCUGUUAGCUUCAGCUUCUGGUACAGGCUAAUCGGUAUUCAUCCAAAACUGAAGAUAGCUGCCUCUAAUCUUGAAGUGAUUAGUGCUCCAAACUCUUAUUUGCUUAUCCUCACUAAAACCCUGUUCUGGUUAAACCCAACAUUUGUUGUGACAUCUACGUGUAAAUGUUUUGUGGCAUUUUAACCAUUCCUGGUUUUACACGUUGAGCACAAAAAGUGUAUUUGCACUCUUUGUUGGAUGUGACUUCUUUUUUUGUUGUUGUUGAGAAAACAGACAUAUUUAUGUUUGUACUCCCCUUUCUCUUUUUGUAGCCCCAUUACAUUAAAUGGAGAGUAGAAGAAGAAUCAAAGGCAGAGCUGGAAGUUUGUAGCCGCAGCUCAAGAAAGCAAAAAAAAAAAGAUACCCAGGGACAAAGUGCAAUCCAUUUCCACUUGUUUUUUGUGACUGCUGGUGUAUUGUUUUUAUCUUUGUUUGUGAGACAUUUGAAUAUUUCAAUUAUGCAUGUGUGCCUUCUUUAACCUCUCCAGCUGUUGUGUUUACACCCGGUGUACAUGCUUUAGCUGCCCAGGCUUGUUAGAGGGACCAUUAAGGCCAGUUUUUUUCCUUCCAGAGUCGAUCUGCCACCAUGAGCAUGCACACGCCUGCAGCUCUCUGUAAAAAGAAAACCAUAUUAGCGUUAUCAUUCAAGCCCUGCAAGAUGGAGGUUAAAGAGCAACUUUUGUUACACAAUGCUUGGUUUCCGCUCACCUCAUCUGAUCUCAUUUGCUGCAGCGCUACAAAAGAUAUGUCUGCCCUUCUUUUGUUUUCUUGUUUUAAAUGGACAUGAAUGGUUGUAGGCUUAUCCUGUCUCCAUUUCCCCUGAGGCUAUGCAAAAGUGGACCGCUACGUAAAUAAAGAUAAAGAUGAAAGUCUCGCUAUCGAGGUCACAGAGACCUUAAAGCCUCUCUUCUGCGGCAGCAACUGCCCUGCAUUUGAUGGAACUUCACGUUUAUUGCAUCCGAUUUCCCUUCUUUACGAAAUAGGAUCAAUUUGAAAACCUGCAGGCAACAGAAAGCUUAAAUUUAAUCUCAUAUUGAAACAAAACAACACUAACAUUAAGACAAAAAUAAAAUUUCCCUUAAAUUUGGCUUUGUUUAGUGCAAAGUUGGCGGAUUGCUUCACAGAUGAAUUCUCCUUCAAGGUGCUCAGUUGUUGUUUUUUUUUCAGUCUUGCUGUUUGUUUUUGAUACAGAAUUGAGGAGCUGCCUAUGCAACAGACUGGCACAGGGCAUUCCAAUUAAGCCCACAACUCUGAGGCUUUCUAAUGGGCUUUUUCAGAUUGUUCCCCUGCUUCCCCUUCAAAUCAGGCUGGGUAUUUGCUGAUCCCAGAUUUGCUGCGUUACUUGAAAGCCUUGAAAUGAAGCCAUGCUGCAGCUUUGUGUGGAUGAAUGGAUCAUGUUUUGUGAAGAAAAUGGUGUUCAGUUUGUGCCGAUCUGUGAAAGGAAAAAAUAAAUAAACAAAUGAGGUGUUUGUUGUUCUUCUGCGAUGAUUUCCCCCAUUGCUAUUUUGUGGAGUAUUUAAACUGUGAUCAUAAUAUAUGCAUUUGUAGAUAAUCCCUGUAAAAUGAUAAGAUGUUUUUAAAGAAAAAAAUAUGAAUCUGGAUGUCUGUACAUACUGUGUUUCCAGGGAAUAAAAGAA
This is a messenger RNA of Poeciliopsis prolifica (blackstripe livebearer), 7100 nucleotides long. It is a transcript of the gene ccdc186, whose product is annotated as coiled-coil domain-containing protein 186. The record is from RefSeq and is a predicted model, not a curated record. NCBI's taxonomy places the organism in Eukaryota, Metazoa, Chordata, Actinopteri, Cyprinodontiformes, Poeciliidae. Gene Ontology annotation, molecular function: small GTPase binding. The coding region runs from base 157 to 3147 and encodes 996 amino acids. Gene Ontology annotation, cellular component: trans-Golgi network. The transcript has 16 exons. Gene Ontology annotation, biological process: vesicle cytoskeletal trafficking.